This is a messenger RNA of Aricia agestis (brown argus), 994 nucleotides long. Its product is annotated as polyprenol reductase-like. NCBI's taxonomy places the organism in Eukaryota, Metazoa, Arthropoda, Insecta, Lepidoptera, Lycaenidae. Gene Ontology annotation, molecular function: 3-oxo-5-alpha-steroid 4-dehydrogenase activity. Gene Ontology annotation, biological process: polyprenol catabolic process; dolichol-linked oligosaccharide biosynthetic process. The record is from RefSeq and is a predicted model, not a curated record. The transcript has 6 exons. The coding region runs from base 34 to 948 and encodes 304 amino acids. Gene Ontology annotation, cellular component: endoplasmic reticulum.
CAUAGUUUACAGACCGCUACUAUAGCGAUCAAAAUGUUGAGUCCACUAGACAUAGGCUUCAUUUCAAUAGCAGCCUACACGAUCCUCAUGGGCUACUUUGUAACAAUAUACGAGAAGAAGCUACCUGGGUUCAUAAUAAGAUUCUUCAAAUACGGCAGUUUUGGAUACAAAGGCUCCGACGGUGGUUUCAUACGAAUGAUUGAAGUUCCCAAGGCAUUAUUUAAACAUUACUACGCGUUUUCUUCGGUUUUUAGUGUUUUAACAUUCGGUUACACGAUUUUAGUGUAUGUGUUCCGUCGGCCAGUGGACGAUUUUUGUUUGGCCUUGCUAAAGCUAGUGACUACGACAACUACCCCUACAGUGUCCGCCGGGGCUUGUCUUCUGACGCUCCUCCUAGUGGUCAUCCAGUGCUGCCGAAGAUACCACGAGUCCCACCACCUUCAGGUCUUCUCCAGGAGUGCCAGGAUGAACAUCAGCCACUAUAUGGUAGGGUUCUACCAUUACUUUGGUGUAGUGGUAGCGGCGGUAACAGAAGCGCCUUUGUUUUCGGGCACUCAACACAGCAACAUACUAUGGCUGGACACGAGGACUGUGAUCCUGACCGUGCCCUGUGUGGCGGUCUUCGCCUGGGCAUGGCAUGAGCAGUACCAGAGUAAUGUCAUACUAGCGAGCUUGAGGAGAGACAAGAAGUCAGGACAGGUGGUCACAGAAGAGUAUAAGAUACCUCAUGGGCGACUCUUCAACUACGUCUCCAGUCCGCACAGAUUCUGUGAAAUUGUGAUCUACGUUGUGCUUCUAACUAUAAUGCCUACUAAGACUUUCCUCAGUAUACUUAUUUGGGUGGUUAGUAAUCAGGUCCUGGGCGCACUUUAUACUCACGAUUGGUAUAAAAACACUUUUAAAAAUUACCCGACAAACAGAAAAGCUAUUUUCCCAGGCUUUUUAUGAUAAGAUGAUGCCCGAGACGCAAAGGGAACGUAAACCGUACAGUUUG